Messenger RNA from Ostreococcus lucimarinus CCE9901, 1512 nucleotides. RefSeq lists its product with no specific name. Bases 1 to 801 code for a protein of 266 amino acids. Lineage: Eukaryota; Viridiplantae; Chlorophyta; Mamiellophyceae; Mamiellales; Bathycoccaceae. The transcript has a single exon. The record is from RefSeq and is a predicted model, not a curated record.
AUGGCGACCGCGACGGCGACGCAUCGCGCCUCGAUCGUCGUCGACGCGCAGAGUCGGUGCCGCUCGCGUCAGCGAGUCAGGGGGCGUGCGUCUUCGUCGUCGUCGUCGUCGCGCGCGAGCGCGAGCGUGAGCGCUGCGACGACCGACGAUAAAGAUGACGCAAAGCGUGAGUUAUUGCGAGCGGUAGCGGCUUUGCGGCGAGGAAACGCGAGCGCGCGCGACGUCGCGAGCGCAAUCAAACGCGUUGAAUCGUUCGAGUCCAACGGCGACGCGCGAGGACGUUGGACUUUGGCCUACAGCGCGAAUCUCGACGACGACAGCAACGUCAAAGCCUCGGCGAGCCCACUCGAAUCCCUCGGCGUUAGCGACGAGAUUGUGCAAGAGGUGACGAAAACGCUUUACAGUGUCUUCUUUAAGUUUGCACCAUGGCUCGCCGGAUCGGCGGAGACGAAUCGCACGGGCGCUCGAAACGUACAGGUCGUCGACGUCGACGCGGGCGUAGUUAGAAACGAGGUCGAGUUGGACGUAGCCAGUCUUCCCACGCUGCCGAUGUCGACGCUGACAAUCGGCGUCGACGGCGAGAUCGAAACCGAGGAUGCGCUCGCGCGACGCGCGUUUGUCACGUUUACGAGCUUCGACGUACAACUGCGGUUCGCGCGCGGGGAGGCGAAAACUCCCAAAGUUUCCAUUCCGCUUCCGCGUCCGCGAGGGUCGUUGAACACGACGUUUUGCGAUGAUUCCAUGCGAAUCAGUCGCGGAGGGCGCGGCGGCGUCUUCAUUCUCACUCGACUUCACGGAUGACGCAGCGCUUUGCUUCAUAACGCGACUCAUCACUCACAUGAGCGCUCAUGUGAGCGUCUCGGGCGCGUCCGCGCCGUACGUGAAACCACUGCAAGACACGAUGAUGCGUGAUCCGUCAUGCGCGUCCUACUUUACGCUUUCAACCGUCGAGCACGGGCCAAGGGGGGUGACACCGCGCGCGAGAACGGUUGUCUUUGAAGGCUUCGCCGUGGACAUCGACGACCGCUUUGCGCUCUCGUGCAAGCUCAGUUCCAACAGCAACAAGUUCGCCAAGCGCGCGAGUGACGAAGUCGAGAUUUGCUGGUGGUUCUCGAGCGCGCGCGUCCAGUUUCGAUUUCGAGGACCGAUGCGCUUCGAAACCAGUGCCCAGAGCGGGAGUCGAAACGCGCUUUGGGAGCAGCUCGAUCUCGGUGAUCGAGCGCAAUUCUUCUACCCACCGGACGUGCUCGCGAAAGACCGUCAAGAUGCCGUCUACGAGCGCGCCACGAAAGCGUUGAUCGAGUCUCGCGGUGCGGUUCCUGAAUCGUUUUGCGUCGGUCUUCUCGUCCCGCUGGAGGUUGAUGUUUUGGAUUUGAACGACUCUAGUCGCAAGUACUGGCGCCGAACAAGCGUAGACGACACUGCAUGGGAAGACUUUUCAGGACUCGCGCCUCCGGUGUUGAGCGUGGACGCCAUCAUCGCCGCCUCGACUAAGGAAUCAUAGCACCGCAC